AUGGUACAGGCUUGCUUGUUGUGCUCCAGAGUUCAUAACGCCAGCCUGACAGCCCGGGCAGCCAGGGCAGACAUGAACAAGACAGACAAGCCCAGUCCCUCUGCCAAGAAGCACGUGCGUCUUCAGGAGAGGGGAGAGAGGGGCUCCAAUGUGUCGCUGAUGUUGGACAUGAGCUCGCUGGGGAGCGUGGAGCCCAUCCAGCCUGUCUGUACGCCUCGGGACAUCACACUGAAGUUCCUGAGGACAUCCAGCCACGUGCUGAGGAGGGAGGAGCUCCAGCAGCGUGCCCAGAGCCUGACGCAGCUCCAGGAGGAGUUUUCGAAAAUCCCACCCAACUUUGUCAGUCCGGAGGAGCUGGAGAUCCCUGGACGUGCCUCCAAGGACAGAUACAAAACCAUCCUCCCCAAUCCUGAGAGCCGGGUCUGUCUCAGGAGGGUGGCAAGCCUGAAGGAAGACAGCUACAUAAAUGCCAACUACAUCACGGGCUACACUGGGAGGCCCCGGGAGUAUAUUGCCACCCAGGGACCCAUGCUGAACACCGUGACUGACUUCUGGGAGAUGGUGUGGCAGGAGGAGGUGCCCCUCAUCGUCAUGAUAACCAAGCUCCAGGAGCACAAAGAGAAAUGUGUCCACUACUGGCCUGAGAAGAAGGGCACCUACGGCCCCUUCACCAUCUGCGUGCAGGGGGUGAGCGAGUACGUGGAGUACAUAGUCCAGGAUCUCUCCAUCCAGCUUGAAGGUGAAUGCCGCCAGGUCAAACACAUCCUCUUCCCUUCCUGGCCGGACCAGCAGACGCCUGAGUCAGCCAAGCCCCUGCUGCACUUGGUGUCCAAGGUGGAUGAGACUCUGCAGGCUGCAGCCAGCCCCGGGCCCAUCGUUGUACACUGCAGCGCAGGCAUCGGCCGGACAGGCUGCUUUAUCGCUACCAGGAUCGGAUGCCAACAGCUGAAGGAGAAGGGGGAGGUGGAUAUCCUGGGAAUCGUGUGCCGCCUCCGCAUAGACAGAGGUGGGAUGAUCCAGACGAGCGAGCAGUACCAGUUCCUCCAUCACACACUAGCUCUCUACGCUUCCCAGCUGCCGGAGGCGGGAGGCCACUAGCACAGGGCUCCCACCAGGCUGCUGGCACCCCGCUC
This is a messenger RNA of Pterocles gutturalis (yellow-throated sandgrouse), 1133 nucleotides long. RefSeq names its product protein tyrosine phosphatase, non-receptor type 7 (gene PTPN7). Gene Ontology annotation, biological process: protein dephosphorylation. Bases 1 to 1098 code for a protein of 365 amino acids. Gene Ontology annotation, molecular function: protein tyrosine phosphatase activity. The record is from RefSeq and is a predicted model, not a curated record. NCBI's taxonomy places the organism in Eukaryota, Metazoa, Chordata, Aves, Pterocliformes, Pteroclidae. The transcript is spliced from 9 exons.